Molecule: messenger RNA, 2583 nt
Organism: Closterium sp. Yama58-4
Lineage: Eukaryota; Viridiplantae; Streptophyta; Zygnematophyceae; Desmidiales; Closteriaceae
Source: the annotation of a GenBank genome assembly
AUGCAUCCUGGCACCAUGCAUCCUGGCACCAUGCAUCCUGGGACCAUGCAUCCUGGCACCAUGCAUCCUGGCACCAUGCAUCCUGGCACCAUGCAUCCUGGCACCAUGCAUCCUGGCACCAUGCAUCCUGGCACCAUGCAUCCUGGCACCAUGCAUCCUGGCACCAUGCAUCCUGGCACCAUGCAUCCUGGCACCAUGCAUCCUGGCACCAUGCAUCCUGGCACCAUGCAUCCUGGCACCAUGCAUCCUGGCACCAUGCAUCCUGGCACCAUGCAUCCUGGCACCAUGCAUCCUGGCACCAUGCAUCCUGGCACCAUGCAUCCUGGCACCAUGCAUCCUGGCACCAUGCAUCCUGGCACCAUGCAGCCUGGCACCAUGCAUCCUGGCACCAUGCAGCCUGUCACUACGCUUCCCGUCCCUAGUAUCCCUGUCCCUACUCUCUCCGUGCCUACUCUCCCCGUCCCAAUUCUCCCUGUCCCUACUCCCCGUCCCCGUCCCUUCUAUCCCCGUGCCUACUCUCCCCGUCCCUUCUAUCCCCGUGCCUACUCUCCCCGUCCCUAUUCUCCCCGUGCCUACUCUCCCUGUCCCUAUUCUCCCCGUCCCUACUCCCCGUCCCCUCCCCCCAUCCCUAUUCUCCCCGUCCCUACUCUCCCUGUCCCUAUUCGCUUCUCCCCGUCCCUCCUCUCCCCGUCCCUAUUCUCCCUGUCCCUACUCUCCCCGUCCCUUCUCUCCCCGUCCUUUUCUCCCCGUGCCUACUCUCCCCGUCCCUACUCUCCCCGUCCCUACCAUCCCCGUCCCUACUCCCCCCGUCCCUACUCUUCCAGUCCUUACUCCCCCGUCCCUACUCUCCCCGUCCCCACUCUCCCCGUCCCUAUUCUCUUCUCUCCGUCCCUAUACUCCCCGUCCCUACUCUCCCCGUACCUACUCUCGUCGUGCAUACUUCCAUCGUCCUUAGGUGUGGGCGCAGCGGGGGAGGUGCAGCUGCGGGGAACGGGCGGAGGGGGAUUCGAGCAGGCGAGGCAAGGGCGCGAGGGCGAGGCGGUGAAGGUCACUCUGCACGACUGCCUCGCGUGCAGUGGAUGCGUGACGACGGCGGAGACGGUGAUGCUGGAGCAGCAGAGCGCGCACCACAUGCUGCAGCACCUGCCGCACCCACGCACCCACGCGGAUAGCGCAGGGCAGACGGGGCAUGGGGAGCAAGGGCGCAAGGUGGUGGUGGUGUCGCUAUCACCGCAGUCGCGGGCGGCGCUGGCGGCCCACUAUAAGAUCACUCCCCUGCAGGCCUUCCGCAAGCUGACAUCGUUCCUGCAUUCACUGGGCGUGGCAGCGGUGUUUGACACAAGUGCAUCGAGGGACGUGGCGCUCAUCGAGGCCUGCCACGAGUUCGUCUGCGCCUUCCGCCGCCGCUCUGCUGCCCAUGCCACCACCACCGAUACCUCUGCUUCUGCGGGCAGCAUGAACGGGUCUGUCAGUGGCCACGCUGCUAUGCCGCAUGCAUCCUUCGAUGACCAUGCAGCCGCAGGAGCAACACCAUCAGCACCAUCAGACAUGGUACCAGCUGCAGGUUCAGCAGCAGCAACAGAAGCAGCAGAAGCAGGAGGACGAGAAAGCAGUGCGGAGGCAGCACAAGAGUGUGGCCAGUCCGCCCCUCCCAAUGCCACACCGCCGCCCAUCCCCACUGACUCGCUGCCGCACCUGCCUGUGCUCGCCUCUGCUUGCCCCGGGUGGGUGUGCUACGCGGAGAAAGCCCAUGGGGACUACAUCCUGCCGCACAUGAGCCGAGUGAAGAGCGCCCAGCAGACCAUGGGCGCGCUGCUCAAACGCUUCUACGCCUCCCGGCUCAACACCACGCCGGAGCAGCUGUACCACGUGGCAGUGAUGCCGUGCUACGACAAGAAGCUUGAGGCCGCCAGGGACGACUUCCUGCUGCCUCAAGGGGCGCAGGGGGGCGCACAGGACGGGGGAGAGAAUUCUCGAGAUGCUGAGGGCGAUGGGGAGCGGUUGACAGAGGUGGACUGUGUGCUGACGUCAGGGGAGAUCUUCGCUCUGCUGCAGGAGCAAGGAGUGGACUUCAUGGCUCUCGAAGAGCAUCCUCUCGACUCCAUCACUCGAGCUGUUCGGCGUGCACGUGCCCCGGGCGCGCUGGAGUGGCAGGCGGUGCGCAACGCGGACAUGCGCGAGUGCAGCGUGGCGGUGGGCGGGCAGCCCGUGCUGCGCGUGGCGUGCGCCUACGGCUUCCGCAACAUCCAGAACGUGCUGCGCCGUGCCAAGCAGGGCCGCUGCCCCUACCACUACGUCGAGGUCAUGGCCUGCCCGGGAGGGUGUCUGAAUGGAGGGGGGCAGCGCCCACCAGAGCAGCGCAAGGCGCAGCCCACGAGGAGCUACCUGCAGGACCUGGAGGCGCACUACAUGGCGCAGGUGGAAACACGCAGCCCAUUUGCCAAUCCGCUAGCCCAGCAGAUCUACUCGCAGUUCCUGGGCUCCCCUCUCUCCCCCUCUGCACAAGCUGUGCUGCACACCUCCUUCCAUGCUCGCCCCAAGACGCUUGCUCUCUCUGCACCUACACUUGCUGCUAGCUGGUAG